This is a messenger RNA of Diutina rugosa, 1038 nucleotides long. It is a transcript of the gene IDH1, whose product is annotated as isocitrate dehydrogenase (NAD(+)). Gene Ontology annotation, cellular component: mitochondrion. The coding region runs from base 1 to 1038 and encodes 345 amino acids. Gene Ontology annotation, biological process: isocitrate metabolic process; tricarboxylic acid cycle. The record is from RefSeq and is a predicted model, not a curated record. Gene Ontology annotation, molecular function: NAD binding; isocitrate dehydrogenase (NAD+) activity; magnesium ion binding. Lineage: Eukaryota; Fungi; Ascomycota; Pichiomycetes; Serinales; Debaryomycetaceae. The transcript has 2 exons.
AUGUUGAGAGCCGUGAACAGAGCGGUGUUGCCCAAGAAGUACGGGGGCAAGUACACCGUGUCGUUGAUCCCCGGGGACGGGAUUGGUGCCGAAAUCACCGACUCGGUCAAGACGAUCUUCAAGGACCAGAACGUCCCCAUUGAGUGGGAGAUUGUCGACGUUUCCGGUUUGGAAAAUGCCGGCGGCUGCGGCAUCACCGAAGCCGUCGACUCCCUCAAGCGGAACAAGGUGGGGCUUAAGGGGAUCUUGCACACCCCUACCACCGGUAAGUCGCUCAACGUCGCCUUGAGAAAGGAGUUGGACAUCUACGCCUCGUUGGUGCUCAUCAAGAACAUCCCCGGUGUCAAGCUGAGAAUCGACGGCAUCGACUUUGCCCUCGUCAGAGAAAACACCGAAGGUGAAUACCUGGGUUUGGAACACCAAUCGUACCCCGGUGUCGUCGAAUCGUUGAAGAUCAUGACCCGGUUCAAGCUGGAACGGAUCGCCAAGUUCGCCUUCGACUUCGCCAAGAAGAACAACCGUGAAUUGGUCACCGCCAUCCACAAGGCCAACAUCAUGAAGCUCGGUGACGGUUUGUUCCGUCAAACCGUCAAGGACGUCGGUCAGGACUACCCCGGCAUCAAGGUCAACGAUUUGAUUGUCGACAACGCCUCGAUGCAAGCCGUGGCCCACCCGCAACAAUUCGACGUGUUGGUGACCCCUAACCUUUACGGUACCAUCUUGUCGAACAUCGGUGCCGCCUUGAUCGGGGGUCCCGGUUUGGUCCCCGGGGCCAACUUUGGUCGUGAGUACGCCUUGUUCGAACCCGGUUGCCGUCACGUCGGGUUGUCGAUCAAGGGUAAGAACUCGGCCAACCCCACCGCGAUGAUCUUGUCGUCGGCGAUGAUGUUGAGACACUUGGGUCUCAACGACCACGCCGACCGCAUCGCCUCCGCCACUUACGAAGUGUUGCUGGACGGCCAGGUCCGCACCCCGGACAUUGGUGGCUCCAACACCACCACUGAGUUUACCGAUGCCAUUCUCGCCAAAUUGAACUAA